AGCACCGCCCCCGCCCGGCCGCCGUAGCGCCGCACGCGCGGAUCUCCGUAAGUGUCGGCGGGGUCGGGCCGAUGCUGGCGCUGCGUUGUGGGCUGCGGGCUGUUAUCGGACGGAUCCGAGCGCGGAACCUGCCGCUCGCGAUGGCGAAGAGGCCGAACGGGAACGGAGAGGGACAGGAGGAGAACGGGCUGCAGGUCAAGAGAGUGAAAGGAGCCGAGGGUGGAGGGGACGAGGAAGAGCAGAAUAAAAGGACGCCCAAAAGGAAGAUCGUGUUGUUGAUGGCGUAUUCGGGGAAGGGAUACCACGGCAUGCAGAGGAAUCUGGGCUCUUCGCAGUUCAAGACGAUCGAGGAUGAUUUGGUGUCUGCCCUGGUUCAGUCCGGCUGCAUCCCCGAGAACCACGGUGAGGAUAUGAAGAAGAUGUCGUUCCAGCGCUGCGCUCGGACAGAUAAGGGUGUGUCUGCAGCUGGACAGAUUGUGUCGCUAAAGGUCAGGCUAAUAGAUGACAUCUUAGAAAAGAUCAAUAAGCAUCUUCCUUCUCAUAUCAGAAUUCUGGGGCUGAAGAGAGUCACUGGGGGAUUCAACUCCAAGAACAAAUGUGAUGCCAGAACCUACGCGUACAUGCUGCCGACGUUUGCCUUCGCCCAUAAAGACCACGACGUGCAAGAAGAGGCUUAUCGACUCAGCAAAGAGACCCUGGAUAAAGUCAACAGGCUGCUGGCUUGCUAUAAAGGAACUCACAACUUCCACAAUUUCACUUCUCAGAAGGGACCCAAGGACCCCAGCGCCAGGAGGUACAUCAUGGAGAUGUACUGCGGGGAGCCCUUUGUGCGGGAAGGCAUAGAAUUCGCUGUGAUCAAAGUGAAAGGGCAGAGCUUCAUGAUGCACCAGAUAAGGAAAAUGAUUGGGCUGGUGAUUGCUAUUGUGAAAGGUUAUGCUCCAGAGUCUAUCAUAGAACGUAGCUGGGGAGAGGAGAAAGUGGACGUUCCCAAAGCUCCCGGGCUCGGUCUGGUGUUGGAAAGAGUGCACUUUGAGAAGUACAACAGGCGCUUUGGGAACGAUGGGCUGCAUGAGCCGCUGGAGUGGGAGGAGGAGGAGGAGAAGAUUGCUGUCUUCAAAGAGAAGCAUAUCUACCCUACCAUUAUCAACACAGAGAGGGAGGAGAAGUCCAUGAUGAGCUGGUUGAGCACCCUCUCCAUCCAUGACUUCAACUCUUCCACUACUGAGAUGGAAGCUGACAACAACAAUUCAAAGGGUGUGGAUGCUGAAGGCAGCGAUGGUUGCAAUGAUGAUUCUGACUGAGUUAAAGCAUGGUUGGACCUGGUGCCUCUCCUGCUCAAUGCUCACUUCAUUACAGAAAAGUGGCCUUCCUAAUGUGACAGUGCAGUAAAGCAGGAUCACAUACAGAGCAAGAAGUAGAUGGACAGGAGGAAAUGAAUGGGGUGAUAAACGACAGCAGGAGGAAGACUGAGAUGCUGUGCUGAUCCACCUGGAAACAGAGAUGAGGAAGCAGCUUCCUGAAGGGUUCUUAUAUCGAGGUGUCUUCAUUGCUGUUUGAACUGCGUUUCUAUGACACCUUUACCUGGAAAUACUAUUUUAAACCUGUGUAACCUCUACGUGAGGAUGAGACAAAACGUUUUAAUACACUUUUUAUUUCUGAAUUAUUGUUACGAA
Molecule: messenger RNA, 1673 nt
Organism: Coturnix japonica (Japanese quail)
Lineage: Eukaryota; Metazoa; Chordata; Aves; Galliformes; Phasianidae
Gene: PUS1
Product: pseudouridine synthase 1
Biological process (GO): mRNA pseudouridine synthesis; tRNA pseudouridine synthesis
Cellular component (GO): nucleus
Molecular function (GO): RNA binding; pseudouridine synthase activity
Source: RefSeq, a predicted model, not a curated record